AUGGUGACGGAUGCUACCAACUGUCCACAUUGCGACGGCUCCACGCCCGUCUUCUUCACUGACGGUAAGGACAAUGACAGAUUCUACGAGAGCAUCAACGGCGGAUCCGUUCACACGGCCUGCCCCAUUGGCACCGCCUUGCUGGCUUCUCUUCUGGCUGUGUGCGUGCUGGUAGCCGUGGUGUCGGCGGCCCCCACCUGCCCGCAGUACGACGGCUCCACGCCCGUCUUCUUCCCUGACGAGAACGACAGCAGCAGCUUCUACGAGUGCAGCAACGGCAGGUCCGUCCACAUGGCCUGCCCCACUGGCACCGUCUGGAACUCCAACAUCAACACCUGCGACUGGCCCCAGUCCAGGAAAUAG
Messenger RNA from Schistocerca americana (American grasshopper), 363 nucleotides. Its product is annotated as peritrophin-1-like. The record is from RefSeq and is a predicted model, not a curated record. The coding region runs from base 1 to 363 and encodes 120 amino acids. Gene Ontology annotation, cellular component: extracellular region. NCBI's taxonomy places the organism in Eukaryota, Metazoa, Arthropoda, Insecta, Orthoptera, Acrididae. Gene Ontology annotation, molecular function: chitin binding. The transcript has 2 exons.